Messenger RNA from Penicillium daleae, 810 nucleotides. RefSeq lists its product as uncharacterized. NCBI's taxonomy places the organism in Eukaryota, Fungi, Ascomycota, Eurotiomycetes, Eurotiales, Aspergillaceae. The record is from RefSeq and is a predicted model, not a curated record. The coding region runs from base 1 to 810 and encodes 269 amino acids. The transcript has a single exon.
AUGGCCACAUGCGCACACCGAGAGAAUCUUAGCAUGAUCGUGGUGAUGGGGGCUACUGGAUCUGAUAAAAGCUACUUUAUCAAUUGUCUGGCCGGAAGGGAAGUGGUCCAGGAAGGGCAUAGUCUCGACCCGUGUUGGUACACAACCGCAGAUACCGGGCGCGAAAUAAUACGACUAACUGAGAAGGCACGCGCAGGCCCUCAAGAAUGCCAGCUGGUCCCAGUUCACGUCGGGAGGAGCAAAGUUCUCCUUCUCAACACACCCGACUUUGGCGAUGCACAAAGGACGGACUCGGAAAUAUUGACCGAGAUUGCUCAGAUUCUGUCGGCGCAAUACCAGCUCGGGGUGGAACUCAAGGGCAUCAUCUACAUCCACUCCAUCACAGAUGUCCGCUACAGCCGGUCUUCGGUAACGACGUUUGAGAUCUUCAAGAACAUAUGUGGCGAGCGGGCUCUUCACAAUGCGCUUUUAGUCACGUCGCGGUGGAAUGAGGUCUCUGAAUCCAUCGGGGCUGAACGUGAGCGCGCCCUCAGAGACCGCUUCUGGGCGUACAUGCUAAGGCGCGGCUCUCACCUGAGCCGGUUUCACGGCGACCACAAUUCAGCCGUCAGCUUGGUCAGCCAGCUCUUAAUGAAGGAGACAGUGGUACUAGAGCUACAAGGGGAGUUGGUCCGUGAGGGUAAGCAGCUCGGCGAGACAGCAGCGGGCAUGUACAUUAAUGGCAACAUCGAAGAGAAGAGUGUACAGCAGCAGAUCACGAGGAAAAGGUCCUCUCUGACCUCCCGCUUGUUUCCAUUCAACCCAAGGUGA